AUGAUCUUCGAGUGGCUCUCGUGCAUGGAUGGCAUGUAUGUUUCUAGCUUUGGGAGCCGCUCCUCGCAUUCCAUCGAAAUCAUGCGAGUCUGCAAGUUCUGGACGAAUAUUGCGAUGAACACCGUCUCCCUCUGGCAGAAGAUCGAAGUACGCACGAGGGGGAACUGGCUCGCUAUCGCACUCCCACGUUCGAAGGGUAUGCCUCUCGACGUCAUCGUGCAUGAUGCCGACCGUAUCUUAUCCUCGACGGCACCCCUCUUGGUCGGGGAAGCCCCUCGGCUACGCUCGCUCAAGGUUCUCGAUGCGCACAAAGACAAGCCUGUCGAUGUACUCGAAAACGCCAUCCUUGCCGUGGACCGACUGCCUUGCUUGGAGACACUCGUCGUAGAAUACCUCGGCAAUGGGCUGGCGCCGCUCAAAUUAUACAGCUUCAGCAAAAAUGACAGAUUCCCGGCUCUUCAUUUUCUUGAUCUCAACUCCUUGUUCCUACCUUGGACCUCCUCGAUAUUCCGACAGCUCCGCUAUCUGCGAAUACACGAGGCCUGUGUCCUGGAUUCGGACGAAGUACCCCUCUCCGUCUUUCUGGACAUGCUGCGAACGUGUCAGUGUCUAGAGAUACUCGACUUCCCCUGCGUGUCGUUCAUCGACUAUAGCGGGCACGAGCACAACAGAGCGGGCUGUGCCGUCUUCCUGCCCCGGAUACGCUCAUUCCACUGGGAAUGGCCAGAUCUUUGGGCGAUAGAAUCACCCACCCAUGUCUACCACGUGCUCGAGCACCUCCAGUUCCCUCCCUCAGCCGACAUCCACUUGGACCUUGCGGUCUUUCUAGACGGCGACGGCUCCGAGCUCCCCAGAAGCAAGUGA
This is a messenger RNA of Trametes versicolor FP-101664 SS1, 864 nucleotides long. RefSeq lists its product as uncharacterized. The record is from RefSeq and is a predicted model, not a curated record. The coding region runs from base 1 to 864 and encodes 287 amino acids. The transcript has a single exon. Lineage: Eukaryota; Fungi; Basidiomycota; Agaricomycetes; Polyporales; Polyporaceae.